This is a messenger RNA of Cephus cinctus (wheat stem sawfly), 2490 nucleotides long. RefSeq lists its product as uncharacterized. The transcript is spliced from 4 exons. Lineage: Eukaryota; Metazoa; Arthropoda; Insecta; Hymenoptera; Cephidae. The coding region runs from base 807 to 1346 and encodes 179 amino acids. The record is from RefSeq and is a predicted model, not a curated record.
UUUUGAAUACUUAUCAUUCGAAUUCUUCAUAAGCAAUACGAAGAUAAAGUACAGCGAGAAAUUUAAUAGUGAUGCUAUAAAGGCAAGAAUAAUUUUUAUCUAUUAUUUAGUCUGAAUAUAACCAUCAUGGAGAUAACCAUGUUUAAAAUUUUCGGGUUUACAGAUACGGCUCGGGCAUUUAUUAUUCCAAACUAUCCCAAAUCUAUGGAAUAAAACACAUCGCGUUAUUUUUCAGUGAGUUUCCAUUCUAAAGGUGUAACAAGUAGUUCACGGUUCGUUCGGCCGACGUCUGCUCGCUUCUGCUCUGGCGCAUGCGAGCCGCGACCGUCAGAGUCGUGUUCCUCAUCUGUCAUGGAUCCCGGGAAUCGUCCGGGAGCGCAUAACCGCGGAAUCCCAGGAAUAUUUACGUGAAAGAGUUAGGAUCCGUGUUAAAUGUUCGUCGUGAAGUAACGCGUGAAAAUGAACGAAUGUUAAAGUGUCCUCCGAUAGGGCUCUAAGGUGUUUGACCUGGUUAACUCGUCCUUUCAAGAUGAGCUACUCUGGCACGAGUUACAAGCCUUCUGUCACUCGAGGGAGAAAUAUUACAAAUACAUCUACGGUAUCACGUAGUAGCGGUACUGCGGGAGAAGACGUUGCUGAAUUAACAAAACGCCACUGUCGUUUCUACAGGAGGAGCCGAUUUUCAGGCGGAUCCUCUAGAGAUUAAGGCGCUGCGAGAGGAGCGCGGCUUCAGGAAACUAAUCAGGAACCGGAAGAGCCAACAAGAGGAGAGGAGUUCCUGGAUAGAGAAGGAGCUCCAACCCAAGAUGGGGAUGAGACAGGUUGUGGUGCUGGAGCCAGCGGGCAGCGUUUUGGUGAUCAGGCAAACUUCUUUGGGAAAUGGCGUAACCAGUGUUACCACCACUUCGAAUACGAUUGCUGGAUCCAACAGCCACGGUGGCCAUGAGCAUCGUCCUCUUGCGAACGGCACCGUCUCCACUCUCUCGGCAAACGAUCACAAUCAGAAUCGAAUUGUCGUCGUUAGAUCAUCCUCGACAUCCUCCUGUAUGACUACCUUGAGUGACACCAAUGCGAAUGGUAAUGGGAACUGUAACGCCAACAAUGAUAAAAUUAAUCAGUCGAUAACGAAGCUGAGCGAACGUAAUGAUCAUCCGAGAAACGAUCAUCAUAAGAAUCAGCAGGACGGUUCGAAUAAUCGAACGGAGAUUAAUUCAGGACAUCGGCAGAAGAUCAAGGAGAACAGCCACGAUUCUAUGGCCGACAGUAAGUCGGAAGUGGAUCAGGCUUCCGACUCGCUUUUACGUAUAGCACUCGUACGUGACUCGUUGACUCUGAAGUUUCUUUAACGAGAGGAACGGGCUUGGCAUUAUAGGAUAGUCUAACUCUUUUUAUGACUCCUUUAUUAUGCUCAUUGCUUUAGAAACGGCGACUUCGUAGCAGGACAAAAGCAUUUUGAUAUCGAUCUCUUAAUGAUCCAGCUACAGUGAAUUAUUUAUGAAACGCUUAGGAAGUUACCCAAGUCAUGUGAAUUGAACUCGUUAUUUUGCUAGAAUUCUAACAAAAAUAAGGGCAGAAAGGGUAACACAAAAAAGAAAGGAGAGGGAGACGUAUAGAAAAUCUUGAAGUCCGAUACGAAUCUUCGGGUCGGAUCGUUAGAGUUUGUUCGUGAAGCUCGGUAUUCGUUCUGCCCCUGUGGAUCUUCCAUUUAAAUUUCAAAUGAAGUCGAUCGUUGAAGUUUUAUACAGGAUAAAAAGUGCUCAGUUGCAUGAAUUAUCUUAUAUUAAGUUCCCGGUAGUAGGAAAGCUAAGGGAAAGAAGUCUGUGACUUGUUCGCUCGUGACUUAACAAGAAAAAAGAAAUACUGAAAGGCGAUCCGUGAUCGAAGAGGAAGGAUAUAAAUCAUAUUCAAGACGUAAGGAUAGAUCCAAGCUCAUCGCGAUUAGAGAUUGACCCCCCAAUACGCCUGGGUAAAUGAAGCGUCGGGUGUUCGUUACGAAGGCGUAGGUAUAUUACGGUGUUAUCGACGUUCGGGUCGAGUCGAGUGCAUCGAUCGGCCAUUCCUGCUGCUAGAAGGCGUAUCCUGGAAAGGACCUUUUUCCUGCGUGGGUAAGCUCACCAGUAAUUCAGAGUUCCGGUUUAGUCCACCAGAGCGGCGACAGUGCAGUAGGAACUACAUAUAGUCAUAGAAACACAGGUUUUAGAUCCUGUUCUAUGCUAUCUUUCCAUGCCCGUAGCUGCUGCCUACCCUUGAACACACUAUUUCACUCUAUGCUGUCCUACGGUACCUUAGUCUAUCCUACAGUGUUUUAUACUAUCUUGGCCUAUCCAACUGCGACUGAGUGAACUGGGUAUCGACCUCUAGUCUCUAAAACCCACCCUAGACACGUUGCUUUGAUUUUCAUACCAAGGACUACGGGUACCUCGUGCACUGCGCCUUUGGUGGGAACGCUAGUCUUUUAAAAGGUUAGGUUAAUUUCCGAAAUCGCUUACC